AAGGCAACACAAAAUAUUCAAUAAAAACAAGAAAGAGAAAAAAAAAAUUAUUUCCUUUUUAAUUUUUUUUUUGCAAUAUGGAAAAUGGAAGUCUUACACAACAACGCACCUUCUUUAAUAACAGUCUUGACGUGGUAAGUGGGUCCUACAAAAAGACUUCUUACCAUUAACAAUCGUGGUCCGAGCACUAGCCUGUUCUAACUUCCAACCCUUCUCUCUCUAUCUCCCUCGUCUUCUUCGUCUUCCAUAAUCAUGGCCUCUUGCGCCACCGGAACAGAGGCGGCGAUCAGAGCAGCGGCAUGUAGAGACGGAGAAGCAGCGGCCCAUCUUAAGCUGGUCUCCAUCUUCGUCAUCUUCCUCACAAGCGUUUUCGGAAUCUCCGGACCUGUUCUUCUCGCUCGUUACUUCCAAGGGAAGCCCCUCUACGAUAAAGCCGUCCUCGUUAUAAAAUGCUUCGCCGCCGGCGUGAUUCUCUCGACGUCUCUAGUCCACGUCUUGCCGGAGGCGUUCGAGUCUCUCGCCGAUUGCCAGGUGUCGUCUCGGCAUCCGUGGAAAGAUUUUCCGUUCGCCGGUUUGGUGACGUUGAUCGGAGUAAUCACGGCGUUGUUGGUUGAUUUAACGGCGAGUGAACAUAUGGGACACGGUGGUGGUGGUAGUGGUGGAGGGAUGGAGUAUGUACCGGUGGGUGAGGCGGUUGGGGGUUUGGAAAUGAAGGAAGGAAAGUUUGGGGCUGAUUUGGAAACACAAGAAAGUAGUGAGGAGGAGAUUGUGAAGAUGAAACAGAGAUUAGUGUCUCAAGUGCUUGAGAUAGGGAUUAUAUUUCAUUCAGUGAUAAUUGGAGUGACCAUGGGAAUGUCACAGAAUCAGUGUACCAUUAGACCUUUAAUCGCUGCUCUUUCGUUUCAUCAGAUUUUCGAAGGCUUGGGCCUUGGCGGUUGCAUCGCUCAGGCGGGGUUUAAGGCGGGGACAGUGGUCUAUAUGUGCUUGAUGUUCGCAGUAACAACACCUCUCGGGAUAGUACUUGGGAUGAUGAUUUUCGCAGCGACCGGUUACGAUGACCAGAACCCAAACGCAUUGAUAAUGGAAGGUUUACUAGGAUCACUAUCCUCAGGGAUUCUAAUAUACAUGGCCUUAGUUGACCUAAUUGCACUAGAUUUCUUCCAUAACAAGAUGUUGACAACGGCCGGUGAAUCAGGUUCUAAGCUGAAGAAACUUUGUUUUGUGGCAUUGGUCUUGGGUUCUGCUUCUAUGUCACUUCUUGCCCUCUGGGCUUAAAGAGGCAAAACUAUACAAAAGUUAUCAUAGCAAAGAAUGUUAUGUUUCUAUAUGAAUAUGGUUUUUAACUUUAUAAUAUAAUCUAUUCCACA
Messenger RNA from Raphanus sativus (radish), 1367 nucleotides. Its product is annotated as zinc transporter 6, chloroplastic. Gene Ontology annotation, cellular component: plasma membrane. The transcript has 2 exons. Gene Ontology annotation, molecular function: zinc ion transmembrane transporter activity. Gene Ontology annotation, biological process: zinc ion transmembrane transport. The record is from RefSeq and is a predicted model, not a curated record. Bases 253 to 1275 code for a protein of 340 amino acids. Lineage: Eukaryota; Viridiplantae; Streptophyta; Magnoliopsida; Brassicales; Brassicaceae.